Molecule: messenger RNA, 1098 nt
Organism: Scedosporium apiospermum
Lineage: Eukaryota; Fungi; Ascomycota; Sordariomycetes; Microascales; Microascaceae
Product: NADP-dependent alcohol dehydrogenase 6
Exons: 2
Coding region: 1-1098 (365 amino acids)
Biological process (GO): alcohol metabolic process
Molecular function (GO): alcohol dehydrogenase (NADP+) activity; zinc ion binding
Source: RefSeq, a predicted model, not a curated record
AUGACGGACUACAAGUUUGAGGGUUGGCUCGGCCGCACCCCCGACGCCAUCAACGGAAAGAUGGAGUGGGGAGAGUUCGAACCCAAGGUCUGGACCGAAGACGACGUCGAUAUCCAAAUCACCCACUGCGGUAUCUGCGGCUCCGAUCUCCACACUCUCCGCUCCGGCUGGGGCGAAACUCCCUACCCCUGCUGCGUCGGCCACGAAAUCGUCGGAAAAGCAGUCCGCGUCGGCAAAAACGUCAAACACAUCAAAGUCGGCGACCGCGUCGGCGUAGGCGCCCAAGCUCGAAGCUGCAUGCAGCCCGACUGCCCCGAGUGCAGCGUCGGCCAAGAGAACCACUGCUCGCGCGCGGCCGUCAACACCUACGGCUCUGUCUACCCCAACGGCGAGGGCAAAUCCUAUGGAGGUUACUCCGACUAUAACCGGACGAACGGGCACUUCGUGCUCAAGAUUCCCGAUUCCCUGCCUUCGGAGCUCGCGGCGCCCAUGCUUUGCGGUGGUAUCACUGUUUUCUCCCCUCUGAGGCGAAACGGGUGCGGGCCUGGGAAGAGCGUCGGCAUCGUUGGCGUGGGUGGUCUGGGACACUUUGGUGUUCUGUUUGCGAAGGCUCUUGACGCUGAUAGGGUUGUGGGCAUCUCGCGGAGGGCGAGCAAGAGGGACGAGGUCCUUGCGCUUGGUGCGGAUGCUUACAUCGCUACGGCCGACGAAGAGGGCUGGGCUAAGAAGAACGCGCGGACUUUGGACCUCAUCGUCUCGACGGUUUCGAGCGCCGACAUGCCGCUCUCCGACUACCUCAAGCUCCUCAAGGUCGGUGGCACGUUCAUCCAGGUUGGCGCUCCCGAUGGCGGUAACCUACCCCCUAUCAACGCUUUCACUCUCAUCGGCAGCGGUAUCAAGGUCGGUGGUAGCCUUAUCGGUCCUCCUGGGGAGAUCCAGGAGAUGCUCGACUUUGCGGCUAAGAACAACGUCAAGCCGUGGGUGCAGCUCCGGCCGCUCAAGGAUGCUAAUCAGGCGGUUAUUGAUAUGACGGAGGGUAAGGCGAGGUAUAGGUAUGUGCUGGUGAAUGAGAGGCAUGCUAAGUUGGGGAACUUGUGA